GAACCUACCUCCAACUUCACCUCCGCAGUCGCCCAUCUUUCCCUUGCACGAAAUCUCAUACAGUCACAAUGUCCUCCAAAUCUCUCUGGAGGAGCAUCCAGCAGGGUGCCAAACGAAGCAGCGUUGCCCCCCGAAGCUCCUUCCGCUGCUUUUCAUGUUCCGUACGCGCCAGACAGGAGCAGACGCCCAAGACCGACGCCAAUGGCCGCAUGACGCAUUUCGGAUUCGAGACGGUCCCAGAGGCUCAAAAGGAGACGUUAGUUGGAGCGGUAUUCAGCUCCGUCGCAGCGUCCUACGAUACAAUGAACGAUCUCAUGUCCCUUGGCAUCCACCGUCUGUGGAAAGAUCACUUUGUCCAAUCCCUAAACCCGGGCUCAUCGAUCCCUUCGCGCCUCAAUGAGACCGAGAAAGGAUGGAAUAUCCUCGACAUCGCCGGCGGGACCGGCGACAUCGCAUUCCGCAUGCUUGAUCACGCUACUAAAAUCAACAACGACCACAAGACACGAGUCACAGUCGCGGAUAUCAAUAAGGACAUGCUGGCGGAGGGCAAGAAGCGCAGCAUCGAGACACCUUACUACAACACCGAUAGACUAUCGUUCCGGCAGGCCAACGCGGAGAAGAUGCCGGACAUUCCGGACAACUCGGUCGAUCUGUACACGGUCGCGUUUGGCAUUCGUAACUUUACCGACAAGCAGGCCGCGCUGAAUGAGGCGUUCCGGGUGCUGAAGCCUGGUGGUGUGUUUGCGUGUAUGGAGUUCAGCAAGGUUGAAAACAGCCUGUUUAAUGAGGUCUACAAGCGAUGGAGCUUCAGUGCGAUUCCUAUGAUCGGACAGAUUGUCGCGGGUGAUAGGGCCAGUUACCAGUAUUUGGUGGAGAGUAUCGAGAGGUUCCCGAGCCAGGAGGAGUUCCGCGGCAUGAUUCAGAAGGCUGGUUUCCUGAUCCCGGGCGUUGGGUAUGAGAAUCUCAGCUGUGGUAUUGCGGCCAUCCACAAGGGUGUGAAGCCGCUCCGCAAAGAGUAAAUUUGUGCUAUGAAUGAGAUGUGGCAUUAGCUUUGAAAGUCCUUGCACUUGUUAUCAUUGUCGACACAAGGCGAGAACUUUCAAGCUUCGUGGGAGAUAUCAGUCUCGUCUCCCAAACGAGACAUGCCACCGUGGUUGCACGAGAGUAUAACAUCCGAUCUGCAUGCGACCUCCACGAGAAGAAGUGUGCAUGCCGAGGGGAUAGAUACGUCUGUACUAUAUCGUCGAUUUUUAUUUAUCAUGUAUUACUGGAUCUAAGAAACAGACUCUCUACACGAUGCUAAAUCCUAGUCUCGGCCUCGUGC
Messenger RNA from Paecilomyces variotii, 1324 nucleotides. Its product is annotated as ubiquinone biosynthesis methyltransferase coq5. Gene Ontology annotation, biological process: ubiquinone biosynthetic process. The coding region runs from base 69 to 1019 and encodes 316 amino acids. The transcript has 2 exons. Lineage: Eukaryota; Fungi; Ascomycota; Eurotiomycetes; Eurotiales; Thermoascaceae. Gene Ontology annotation, molecular function: methyltransferase activity. The record is from RefSeq and is a predicted model, not a curated record.